Molecule: messenger RNA, 378 nt
Organism: Adineta steineri
Lineage: Eukaryota; Metazoa; Rotifera; Eurotatoria; Adinetida; Adinetidae
Source: the annotation of a GenBank genome assembly
AUGACAUCGAAUAUCAUCAAACAAUUCCCCCAACAACUUGCAACUUAUUUAUGUGAACGAUAUAUGGCACCAAUAUCUUAUCUCAACAUCUAUCGAGCUCAAAACGAAUUUCAAAUCAUAAAAUCUGUUCAACGUAGUCUACGAAAAGGAAAAUAUGUACUUCGUGUAACAGAUAAAGGUGGCGUAUUUCGUAUUGGUCAUUCAAAAGAUUACGAACAAAAGGCAGAAGCUUAUCGACAAAAAGCGGGAGCAUAUGUUGAAUUAGAAAAUAAUCCAUUAUGGAUAAUUUUUGACAACGUAGAAGGAACUCGAUUAAUACCAAUUGUAUCUUCGAUGCAUACACCAACAGCUGAUACUUCUAAUCUUCGUCGCCUAUAA